AUGGGCGAGCAAACCCACUACGGAGCCCAGCCGCGCUCUGGCAACAACCCCAGGAAAUGCCAGGACCUAGGAGACUCAAUUCUUCUGAUCCUGGGCAGCUUCAUCUUGCUCAACAUGGGGAUCAACGUGGUGACCCUGGUCAGGGCAGGAUCUGGGCAGGCUGCUGGGGUGUGGCCGGACAAGGGUUGGAUUUCAGGGCUCACCCUGCUCCCGGCCUCCCCCCUCCCCUGCUUCCCUCAGCUCUGGAGGCAUCUGAAGAGCUCCUUGCGGACACUCUUCCGUCACGUUUUCCCCAAAGACAAGCAAGCCAGCUAUGUAGGCAGCCAUCGCAUGUGCAUGCGCUGCUCCGUGGAUCCCAAGAACCUGUGCUCAAGAGUUUCUUCCCGCUUCCGCCAUCGCCCAAGCUUCCUGCUCGGGCACCCAAACCAUCUUGACUCCUGUAUACCAGACAAAAAAGAUGAGAAGGCUUCUGGGUGCUGCUGGAUGCCGCCUCAGUGUGGACGGGCUGGGGCUCCCAUGGAGGCUCCACGGGGACUGUGGAAGGAGGGGGUAGUGGGAGAUGGCGAGGCCCCUCCGGUCACAGCCUUAAACUCCCGAGCCACCUUUUACUCCAGGCAAGAGACAUCUUCCAAGCUCCGCAGGAUGAGCAAGGUGGACGUGCUUCCACUCCGCCUGGCCCAAGAGAGCAAGAUGAAGAACCCAGACUAUGACCCAGCCCAGGCCGCAGCCCGGGCCCAGACCCGCCCCCCAGUUCAGCCCCCUGCGCAUGCUCCUGCCAAGGCCCAGACCUUCUCCUCAGCCCACCCCCCUGAGCACACCCCCCCCCAGGCCGAGAGCUGCUCCCGAGGCCACGCCCAUGAGCACACUUCCGCCCAGGCCCAGGCCUUCUCCCCAGUGGACCCCACUGGGCGCACACCUGCCAAGGCCCAGACCUUCUCCUCAACCCACCCCUCUGAGCACGCCCCACCUCAGGCCCAGACUUGCUCCACGUUCCACCCCCCUGAGCACACCCCCCCCCAGGCCCAGACCCCCUCCCCAACCCUCACCCCUGAGCGCAGCCCUGCCCAGGUCCAUGGCCCUGAGCAUACCUCAGCCCAUACCCCAGCCCAGCCCCACGCCCAGGCCCCCUCAAAUGCCUCAGCCCAGUCCCUGGGCCACACUUCUGUCUGAACCCUGACCCAUGCUCAUCUGACCUAUACCCAUGCCAACACUCUGGUCCCUCCCCCAACUUCGGCCCCAGUCCCUCCCCCAACUUCUGCCCCUGCUACUACUCCUGCCCUAGCCCCUACACCAGCCCCUGUCCCGAUCUCUGCCACAACCUCUGUCCCAGUGCUGGCCAUGGCCCUGACGACCACUCCGGUCCCUUCCACCACCCCUACCCCC
Balaenoptera musculus (blue whale) is the source of this 1383-nucleotide messenger RNA. RefSeq lists its product as uncharacterized. Gene Ontology annotation, biological process: flagellated sperm motility; sperm individualization. Gene Ontology annotation, cellular component: cytoplasm. The transcript is spliced from 3 exons. NCBI's taxonomy places the organism in Eukaryota, Metazoa, Chordata, Mammalia, Artiodactyla, Balaenopteridae. The record is from RefSeq and is a predicted model, not a curated record. The coding region runs from base 1 to 1170 and encodes 389 amino acids.